GCAUAUUUAAACAUAAUUUGCAGUCGACUAAACGAGCUGCACCCGACCGAAGAGCUCCGAGGUACCUUUUCCAAUAUCCUUCACAAAAUUAUUAACCCACAGUGCAUAUAUUUUCUUUAACAACAUACACCUUUGGAAUAACUUAUUUUGAUUCGUUUUUUAUUAAUUGAAGGAAAAGAAUGACGAUCAUGAGCGGACCCAAUUUCGCACCCCAUUCUUGGGGUGGCCAUGGAGGAGGUUUCGGCAAUCAGACUGUGGUGGACAAAGCAUUGCCGGACAUGCUCCACAUGAUUGACUCCUACUGGUACGGCUUUCCACCAAUGAAUUCACUAUGGUACGGUAUCUUGGGCUUCGUCAUCGGAUGCUUGGGAUUCAUUUCUUUCGUUGGCAAUGGAAUGGUCAUCUUUAUAUUCAGCACCACAAAAUCUCUCCGAACACCUAGCAAUCUUUUCGUCAUCAAUUUGGCUUUUUCUGAUUUUUGCAUGAUGUUGUGCAUGUGUCCAGCUAUGGUAAUUAGCUGUUAUUAUGAGACAUGGGUAUUGGGUCCGUUCAUGUGUGAGUUGUACGCGAUGACUGGAUCCUUGUUCGGAUGUGCUUCCAUCUGGACGAUGACGAUGAUUUCCUUUGACAGGUACAAUGUUAUCGUCAAAGGAUUGGCCGGUAAACCACUAACAAUCAGUGGAGCAAUUCUUCGAAUACUGGGACUCUGGAUUUGGGGUGUUGUUUGGACCAUCUUCCCAAUGUUGGGAUGGAACAGAUACAUCCCUGAAGGAAACUUGACAGCGUGUGGAACUGAUUAUUUGAAUCCAGAUUGGUUCUCUCGAUCUUACAUCCUCGUCUACAGUGUCUUCGUGUACUUCAUGCCUCUUUUCUUCAUCAUCUACAGCUACUACUUCAUCAUUGCUGCUGUAUCGGCCCACGAAAAGACAAUGCGGGAGCAAGCUAAGAAAAUGAAUGUUGCUUCACUUCGAUCCUCCGAAAAUCAGAGUGCGAGUGCUGAACAUAAACUCGCCAAAGUAGCAUUGAUGACCAUUUCAUUGUGGUUCAUGGCGUGGACACCAUACUUAGUUAUCAAUUACGCCGGCAUCUUCGACUCAAUGAGACUAACGCCAUUGUUCACCAUUUGGGGCGCUGUUUUCGCUAAAGCAAAUGCAUGCUAUAACCCAAUUGUAUAUGGCAUCAGCCAUCCAAAGUACCGAGCAGCUCUUUUCCAGAGAUUCCCAUCUCUUGCCUGUGCAAGUGAACCUGUUGGUGGAGAUGCAGUUUCCACCACCUCUGGUGUGACAACCGUCACGGAUGGAGAAAAGGCUGCUGCAUAAAUGCAAUUCAAAUCGAAAAGUUACAAAACGUAACAUUCAAAAUCAGACGAAAAAAAUAUGUGCGCGGGUGAAGAAAAUUGGCCUUAAAAAACAAUUAAUUUAUACUUUUUACAAAUCAGGAAACAAUUGAAUUUGUCAAUUAGAAAUAAUUUACACUCGCUUUAAAAAACAUGUGCCAAUUGUAAAUAUUACACUUUAAUGGCAGUUAGUGUUUCAAAAUGAAAAGCGAAUCAGAUUGAAUUAAUUGUUUCAAAAGGAAAUGAAAAUUUUUGUAAUUCCAAACAAUUAUAUUCAAUCUAAAAAAAAAUACAUGCAUUUCCUUUCUUUUAAAAUUUUUGCUAAUAGAAUAUUGAAAAAGUAUUUUUUUAAAAUAAACUAAAAAUCUAAUACUAAAAUAAUUUUAAAAGAAAGGAAUCUUCUCAAUUUACUGGUGCAUAUUACUUGUAUACUGAACGAAUAUUUUAUGCAAUUGAACUAUCAUUAAUUUUUUGACACUUUUUCACACCACAAUUCGUGUCAUUUACAAAUAAUGUGUAGGGCAGUUUAAUAAGAUAUUCACUUGUUUGUAUUAUUUAAUAUAUUCCAGUUUAUAAAAAAAACAAUCAACUUCCGUCAAGUUAUUUUAAAACAUCUGGUGAUAUUGUUAUAUAUGUACCUAAUUUUGUAAGUCUAAUAAACCCUUUAAGCUAUCGCA
Leptopilina heterotoma is the source of this 2013-nucleotide messenger RNA. Its product is annotated as rhodopsin-like. Gene Ontology annotation, cellular component: membrane. The coding region runs from base 180 to 1319 and encodes 379 amino acids. Lineage: Eukaryota; Metazoa; Arthropoda; Insecta; Hymenoptera; Figitidae. The record is from RefSeq and is a predicted model, not a curated record. Gene Ontology annotation, biological process: visual perception; G protein-coupled receptor signaling pathway; phototransduction. The transcript has 6 exons. Gene Ontology annotation, molecular function: G protein-coupled receptor activity.